AUGAACGAAGAUAACUUAUUAAGGAAUCAAAAUACCAUCACAGACAGGAAAAAAAGCAUUGAAGGACCGGAGAUGUCCAACCGAAAACAAAUACAACCUAAUAUUAGAGAAGAGAGGAAAUCAGGCCAAUACAGAAGAAGAGACUACUACACAAGCAAUGAAGAAGAGAAUUAUUCAAGGAACAGAGAUGAUUUUUCCAAUCGAGAUGUUGUUCGAACUCAUUAUAAUGCACGACCUGAUAUGGGUACAAGGAAGCGACAGUUUUCCCCUAUUAUCCAGUUAAAGCGUUUCAAUAAUUGGAUCAAGUCUGUACUUAUUCAAAAAUUCACCCCAAAGGUGGAUGAUAAGCCGUUACUCGUGCUCGAUUUAGGCUGUGGGAAAGGCGGUGACUUAAUUAAAUGGGAUAAAGCUGGUAUCGAAGGAUACAUAGGUAUUGAUAUCGCUGAGAAUUCAAUCGACCAGGCGAAAAGACGGUACCGUGAACUUCAGCCAUGCUUUGAUGCUCUAUUUUAUGCAGGAGAUUGUUUUUCUCGCUCCAUUGGCGAGUUUCUACCUCCAGAUCAACGACAGUUUGAUAUAGUGUCUCUACAGUUUUGUUUGCAUUAUGCUUUUGAAAGUGAACAGAAGGCUAGAAUACUUUUGGAAAAUGUCUCGAAAUGUUUGCCUCGCGGUGGUAUUAUGCUUGGUACAAUUCCAAACUCGGAUAUAAUUUCUCAACGCUUGAAAGAGUUACCCCCUUCUGCGGAUUCUUGGGGGAAUGGUAUCUACAAAGUACGUUUUACACAGCGACCGUCUCACACCUUCCGCCCUCCUUUUGGUAUUCAAUAUUUUUUUUAUUUAGAAGAUGCCGUAACCGAUGUUCCUGAAUACGUUGUUCCGUUUGAGGCAUUUCGUGCAAUCGCAGAGACGUACGAUUUAGAAUUGUUAUGGCAAAAACCGUUUGUGGACAUCUUCAAUGAGGAAAAAAAUUCGGAAACAUUUGGUAAUUUGAUGGAUCGCAUGAAGGUAGUUGACAGUAAUGGAAAGAGAGGAAUUGAUCCCAAAGAGCUAGAAGCUGCCAGCUUUUACUUGGCGUUUGCUUUCGAAAAACGAGGGAUCUGA
Messenger RNA from Schizosaccharomyces osmophilus, 1101 nucleotides. RefSeq names its product P-TEFb-cap methyltransferase Pcm1 (gene pcm1). Gene Ontology annotation, cellular component: nucleus. Gene Ontology annotation, molecular function: mRNA 5'-cap (guanine-N7-)-methyltransferase activity. Lineage: Eukaryota; Fungi; Ascomycota; Schizosaccharomycetes; Schizosaccharomycetales; Schizosaccharomycetaceae. The coding region runs from base 1 to 1101 and encodes 366 amino acids. The record is from RefSeq and is a predicted model, not a curated record. Gene Ontology annotation, biological process: 7-methylguanosine mRNA capping. The transcript has a single exon.